Boleophthalmus pectinirostris (great blue-spotted mudskipper) is the source of this 1371-nucleotide messenger RNA. RefSeq names its product tyrosine 3-monooxygenase/tryptophan 5-monooxygenase activation protein, beta polypeptide a (gene ywhaba). Gene Ontology annotation, biological process: signal transduction. The coding region runs from base 168 to 905 and encodes 245 amino acids. The transcript is spliced from 7 exons. Lineage: Eukaryota; Metazoa; Chordata; Actinopteri; Gobiiformes; Gobiidae. Gene Ontology annotation, cellular component: cytoplasm. The record is from RefSeq and is a predicted model, not a curated record.
GGGAGGAAGCGGAAGUGUCCGAGGAGCAGCGGGCGGAGGAAGUGGUACAGCCCUUGAACACCCCGAGCCAGCCAGCGGAGCAGAGCGAGCAGCGGAGGACGACUGGAUCAAUCUCCCAUCGUUCACAGCAGAGAUCGCGAACGCUUCGACGCUCUAAAAUCGGCGAGAUGGAUAAGAGCGACCUGGUUCAGAAGGCCAAGCUGGCGGAGCAGGCCGAGCGCUACGACGACAUGGCGGCGGCGAUGAAGGCCGUGACCGAACAGAACUGUGAGCUGAGCAACGAGGAGCGCAACCUGCUGUCUGUCGCCUACAAGAACGUGGUUGGUGCCCGCCGCUCGUCCUGGCGCGUCAUCUCCAGUAUCGAGGGCAAGGCCGACUCUGGGAACGAGAAGAAGAAGCAGAUGGCCCGCGACUACCGCAUCAAGAUCGAGAAGGAGCUUGACGAUAUCUGCAAGGAUGUGCUGGAGCUGCUGGACGCUUACCUCAUCAAAAAUGCCAGUGCUGCAGAGAGCAAGGUGUUCUACCUCAAAAUGAAGGGCGACUACUACAGAUACCUGUCCGAGGUGGCGUCAGGGGACAACAAGAAAGAAACGGUGGAGAACUCGCAGAAGGCCUACCAGGAAGCGUUUGACAUCAGUAAGAAGGACAUGCAGCCCACACACCCCAUCCGCCUCGGCCUGGCCCUCAACUUCUCCGUCUUCUACUACGAAAUCCUCAACUCCCCAGAGCAGGCCUGCACUCUGGCCAAGCAGGCUUUCGACGAGGCCAUCGCUGAGCUCGACACCUUGAACGAGGACUCGUACAAAGACAGCACGCUGAUCAUGCAGCUACUAAGGGACAACCUCACUCUGUGGACAUCAGAAAACCAGACAGAUGAGGCCGAGGCUGGCGAAGGCGACAACUAGACCCAUUCCCCCCUUCACUCUUUCCACUCCUCCUUUCCUUCUUUCCUUCCUCCUGCUCUUCCUACUUCCUGCCUCCUAUGCCCUACUUCCUGCUUCCUACGCCCUACUUCCUGUCUCCUCUUCGUACGCCUCGCCAUAAGCCCCGCCCCCCCACACAUGCCCCACAUUUCCAAUUCCUUCUGUAUAACCUCCGGCAUUCAUAGCACCAUUUUAAACCUGUCUCAAUGUUAAUUCACAAGAAAAUUCCAAACCAAAAUGAGUAAUUUAAUCCCAACAUUCCUGUUUUAAUCUAAAUCUUUAACUGUUUUUCCUUCUCUUCUUGGCUUUUUGUCCCUCCUCCCCCCCACCAUACUUCCUCCUCCUUUAUAGCUAGCGUUGGUAUUAGCUCCUGUUUUUAUUUUUCUUAGUGUAACAAUUUUAUUCCACUUACAAAUUAUUAUUAAACUAUCCGGUUAUUUUCAACAAA